UGGAGAGCAGUGGGGAUGGAGGGGCUCAGCGUGGGCAGUGUCCUGCUGACAGGCUGCGAUGGGGGGCUGGGCCUGGGGCUGCUGAAGGGGUUGCUGGAGCAGCCCAGCCCACCUCGGCACAUCUUCGCUGCUUGCCUGGACCCCCAGGGCAAGGCUGUUAACGAGGUGGCUUUGGGCUUUCCCAACAUCAUGAUCUUGCCUCUAGAUGUGACAGACCCCAACAGCAUCAAAGCAGCAGUCAGGAAGGUGCAGGCAGAGGUGGGAAGUGCUGGCCUCAACCUCCUGAUUAACAACACCGGCACCACACGCCGCAGCACCUUGGCCACCGAGACAGCAGAGAACAUGAGCCUCGUCUACACCACCAACACCAUCGGGCCCCUACAGACAAGCCAGGCCUUCCUGCCCCUGCUGAAGAUGGCAGCUGACGCCGAAGGACAGCAUGAGAUGAGCUGCAGCAGAGCUGCCAUCAUCAACAUCUCCAGCAUCCUGGGCUCCAUCGAGGUUGCGGAGGCUUGGGAGGAGAGGCAGGACAUCUGCUACCGCUGCAGCAAGGCUGCUCUGAAUAUGCUCACCAAGUGCCUGGCCCUGGAGUACGGGAGCAGCGGGAUCCUCUGUGUGUCUGUGGAUCCUGGACAUGUGACACCUCCCUUGGAACAGGGGGUGGGCCCGGUGACGCUGGAGGAGAGCGUGCGGGGCGUCCUGCAGCUGCUGACCCAGCUCUCAGCCACCAACAAUGGCACCUUCUGGAACUGGAGAGGGCAGAGGCUGCCCUGGUGAGAGCAGCAUCUGCCCAGUGAGCUUAAAUAAUUAAUUAAAGUGAAU
Molecule: messenger RNA, 822 nt
Organism: Vidua chalybeata
Lineage: Eukaryota; Metazoa; Chordata; Aves; Passeriformes; Viduidae
Product: C-factor-like
Exons: 6
Coding region: 16-777 (253 amino acids)
Source: RefSeq, a predicted model, not a curated record